AUGGAAUUAACAAGUCAUUCAGAUAUGAUACAUCAAAUCGAGAUACCUUCCUCACUUGAUAAUCCAUACAUUUGGAAAACUAGUGAUUUACCAAAUGGUUUGGUUUUCAUUGUGGUAGGGGCAAUAUUUGCGGCAGUGAUUUCUUUCCUAGUAAUAUGGAUUGUAUUUGAUAAUUAUGAUUCUCAGAAAAGAACUUCAGAAAGUUUUAGAAGUUAUCAUGAAAAAUACGAACAACAAAAGAAGAAGAAAGUAACUCUUUCGGUUGAUAAUUUGACUGAUAUUGUAAGGAAAUUCCCAUUUGUUGGAACUAAACCAGACAGCGAAGCAUCUUGCAUGUUUGACGAAGAAGCUCUGCAAAAUAGACGAAAUCCAUUGAUCAUUUCACCGACCUUGGAAAUGCAAAUAGCCCAGAAACAAAACAUUAUAAAGUAUCAUUCUAGAAGCGCAUUAUCAAGUAAUGGAGUGGUAAAUGAGAUUAAUAAUUCUACGACCAAUGUAAAAUAG
Messenger RNA from Tetrapisispora phaffii CBS 4417, 504 nucleotides. It is a transcript of the gene PRM5, whose product is annotated as pheromone-regulated protein PRM5. Lineage: Eukaryota; Fungi; Ascomycota; Saccharomycetes; Saccharomycetales; Saccharomycetaceae. The record is from RefSeq and is a predicted model, not a curated record. Gene Ontology annotation, cellular component: fungal-type vacuole. The transcript has a single exon. The coding region runs from base 1 to 504 and encodes 167 amino acids.